Molecule: messenger RNA, 2116 nt
Organism: Phalacrocorax carbo (great cormorant)
Lineage: Eukaryota; Metazoa; Chordata; Aves; Suliformes; Phalacrocoracidae
Source: RefSeq, a predicted model, not a curated record
GGGGGGACAUUUGGAGUGAUGGUGUUUGUCUUCCCAAGUAACUGUUACGUGUGAGGAAGCCCUGCUUUCCUGGAGACGGCUGAACACUUGCCUUCCCCUGGGAAGUGCUGAACGAAACUGAAAGAGUGAAAGUAACCACAGACAACCCGACAGCUCUCGACUGGUGAGCAAGAGGCCUUCAUCUGAAAUCCUCCCCACGAUGCUGUUGCUGCUGCAAGUCUUGGUGAGCUGCAUCUGGCUGGGACACAGUGAGGUGGUGACAUCCUUCGAAAGUUCAUGCCCUCAGUUCUUCUUCCAGAACACUCCCCCAGAUAAAGCCCUGGAUCCGGACAACUCAGCCCAUAUCUGCCAGCGUUACAUGAACCAGUAUUACUAUGCCACCCUGUAUGACAGGAAGAAGCGUAUUCCCGUAUACUCGGCUUACAUCUACAACCCUAAAUCCAGCAAAAGACCUAAUAAAUGGCUGGUCGAGCCCCAGCUGAUAGGUCUAGAAUAUCCCAAAGACAUGAAAAAUGAGAGCACCCUCUUAGAAGAAUAUAACGUCACCUUAGAGCAACUCAGCGAGAGCCAGGCCAUCCUCCAAGACUACAAGAACCUGAUGGGUUUGAGCCGUGGCCAUUUGAAUCCCAGCAGCCAUCAACCCAACUUCAGAAGCAGGACGGCUACCUUCACCCUCACCAACAUAGUGCCCCAGGAUGCGAAACUCAACGAAGGUGCCUGGAAAAUAUAUGAGCAGAAAACAAUGAUGAGCCUGACCAGGGGCUGUAACACCACCUACGUUGUCGUGGGCGCUGUGCCUGGGAACAACUAUAUUGCCAGCGGGAGGGUUAAUAAACCCAGCUACAUCUGGUCGGGUGCCUGCUGCAAGGUGGACACCAUCCACACGGAGUCUUGGAAGUCUUGGGCAGUCAUUGCUGAGAACGACAGGGAUGCGGUCCAGAGCCUCACACUGGGGGAGCUGGAGACCAGGUUGGCCCAGCUCUACAAUAAAAACCAGGUUUUUCUGUUUCAUAGGAGCUGUCCUCGGAGCUAAGCCCUGCUUCACAUCCUGCACUUAAAAGGCUUGGGAGCCUUCACCAGUAGCAGCAUCACCAUGUGUCCUGUGCAGCAUCUGUCCUGCUUCCUUCUCUAGCAGUUUUCCAGUUCUGUCUCUCAGAACACCUUCUCCUCUGAUAAAAGGGAGAAAGAGGUCAGCAGAGCCUUCAGCUGGUUUACUUUGCUGCCCACCCUUGGAGGGAGGUCUCAGGGAGGAGCCCUUGCCCUGGCCAUUCUGGAGGGGCAGGUUGGAUAACAGCCCGGGGGCAAGGAAAUCAGAGCUUGUUGCUGAGACUAGCGGGGCUUUGCCUUUUUCUCCCUUUUUCUCUACACCCAUAUACAGAUCAUAGUUCCUUCCUCUCCUUGUUAGAUAUCACUGAUAAUGUGCUGUUGACUUGUCCCUCUCCUCCUCAGGAAGGGUGUGGGUCUAGGGUGGCUCUGGCUGCCCAGAGAGGUUGUGGGGUCUCCAUCUCUGGAGGCAGCCAAAACCUAACUGGACACAGCCCUGGACAACCUGCUCUAGCUGACACUGCUUGAGCUGGGGUCUGGACUAGAAGACCCUCCCAACCUCAAUGAUUCAGUGAUUCUGCGAUGCAUCCUGGGGCUAGGAAAGCAAAGAGCCCAAGGAUUGCUGAAAGUCUCUAAGGACUAUCCUAUGAAUCUAUUCUGGCCAACACAGUCAAUGACCACAGCGAAGGAUAAAGGGAGAGAGGAAGAUGGAAAGAAGGAACACAGCUAAGCAUAGGAGGAACAUCCCAGCUCUCUUGAAGUCUGUAGAUAGGUAAAACAAGGAGAAGGAAGGAAAUAACCUAUGUUCAUCACAAGGAUCCCUAUCCCUGAACUUACAUGAAGAUUGUGAUUAUGCAAUUUUACUAGCAGGCUUUUGUUUGCUUGCUUUCAGACCAUGCACCCUGAGAGCAGGAUCUGAGUAUCAGACAGCCAGGCUCAGAGAUCAGAUAUACAGUGGGCUUUGACCAGUCAAAGAUAAAUUUCUGUGAUACACUGGUUGGAUAAUUUCAUUCUCUGCUCUGCUUCUGAAUCUUUUCUGCAGAUUUAUGUAUAAGUGCUUUUGUGAAAUAGA